Molecule: messenger RNA, 839 nt
Organism: Myodes glareolus (Bank vole)
Lineage: Eukaryota; Metazoa; Chordata; Mammalia; Rodentia; Cricetidae
Gene: Urad
Product: ureidoimidazoline (2-oxo-4-hydroxy-4-carboxy-5-) decarboxylase
Biological process (GO): urate catabolic process; allantoin metabolic process
Cellular component (GO): peroxisome
Molecular function (GO): 2-oxo-4-hydroxy-4-carboxy-5-ureidoimidazoline decarboxylase activity
Source: RefSeq, a predicted model, not a curated record
CACAAGGCGAGCUUGUGUUGAUCAGCAAAUACAAGCCUGCGAGGAAGAGUCGGUGCCACUCACUGGAGGAGAGCAGAAUCUCAGCCAUGGACAUGGAGAAGGUCAACACCAUGGGCUUCAGUGAAUUUGUGGAUGUGUUUGGGAACGUCAUUGAAAAAUGUCCUCUGGUCGCAGCUGCUGUUUGGUCCCAGCGUCCAUUCUCUGGCUCGGAAGACUUGGAAAAACACUUUUUCGAUUUUAUCGAUGCUCUUCCAAGGUCAGGCCAGGAGGGCAUCCUACGCUGUCACCCGGAUCUAGCUGGCCGAGAUCUGCAGCAGGGCACGCUCACCGCCGAGUCGCUGCGGGAACAGAGCCAAGCGGGCCUCACCAGCCUAGACGCAGACGACCGGCUGCGGCUGCGGCUGCAGAAGCUCAACGCGCAGUACCGCGAGCGCUUCGGUUUUCCGUUCGUGCUAGCUGCGCGCCUGAGCGACCGCGCCGAGGUGCCCCAGGAGCUAGCCCGCCGGCUUCGUUGCCAGCCUGAGUCCGAGCUGCGCACCGCCCUGGGCGAGGUGAAGAAGAUCUGCCACUUGCGCCUGGCGGAUUUGCUGGGCGCCGAUGCCGCCAAGGUGGAACCGCUGCGGGGCUAGGGAUCCGAACGCCAGCAGGAUGCGCCACGGAGGGGACUUGGCGCAGCACACCCUUCGCCGGAGGUUGUCUCCGGCCUGGGAGGACAAUCCUCUCACCCACACAAAGGAAGUGGAGAAUUGAAGCAAUCACACGAGCAAUGAAUGCAUCCUUUGUGCACUCAUCCACAUGAACACGCGUCGCCAAAAUAUAUCAAAAUUCUAGAGAGUUUA